Messenger RNA from Microplitis demolitor, 2147 nucleotides. Its product is annotated as protein tyrosine phosphatase domain-containing protein 1-like. Gene Ontology annotation, biological process: protein dephosphorylation; cilium assembly. The record is from RefSeq and is a predicted model, not a curated record. The transcript has 9 exons. Gene Ontology annotation, molecular function: protein tyrosine/serine/threonine phosphatase activity. NCBI's taxonomy places the organism in Eukaryota, Metazoa, Arthropoda, Insecta, Hymenoptera, Braconidae. Bases 157 to 2061 code for a protein of 634 amino acids.
CACGAGUUCGUAUUUAAAUUCUAAUUCUUUCAACGAAUAUUCCGUUACUUCAAAUUAAUUAAAUAAUUUUUUAAAAAUCGAUUGUCAAUAAAUAAAUUAAUUAAUAAAUUUAAUGAUAAAAUGCGAUGGAUAACAGACGUAAAUUAUUAUUAAACAAUGGAUGUAAGCUCACUGAUACCAGCAGGUCUACGACAAGAAUUAGAUAUAUGUACGGUAACAGCAAAUUAUAAUAAAUUAUCUGAAAAUUUUCGUAAAUUAACUCCGAUAGCCAUUCAAUGUGCGAUUUUUUGUGGCGGUUCAAGAUGCAAAUACGAAAAUUCAGCUUGGCCGGCUGUGCACAUGGCGAUACGGGAUAUUUUUUCUCAUUGGGUAACCGACGACGUAUUAGCGAUGGCACGUCCAAGCACGGCACAGCUAUUACAAAAAAACGUGAUAUCACAAUUUAAAGAAUGGAGUAUAAAAACUAUUAUUAAUUUACAAACACCCGGAGAGCAUGCAAGUUGUGGUGGUCCACUAGAGGAAAGUGGUUUUACUUAUGAUCCAUCGGAAUUUAUGAAAAAUUCAAUUUAUUAUUAUAAUUUUGCCUGGAAAGAUUACGAUCAAGCAACAGUUGAAAAAUUACUGGACAUGGUCAAGGUGGUAGCGUUUGCGGUGCAAGAGGGUCGCGUCGCUAUUCAUUGCCAUGCAGGACUAGGAAGAACGGGUGUUCUUAUUGCAUGUUACCUGAUCUAUAGCUUAAGAGUACGUGCUAGCGAUGCAAUACGUUUUGUACGUAAGAAACGUCCUGGUGCAAUCCAAACACGUGGACAAAUAAAAUGUAUAAAAGAUUUUGAGCACUAUAUACUUCCACAAAUGAUAAUAUUCCCAACGAAAUUAACUUAUGGAGGACUAAGCCGUAGGAAAAAUAAUUUAGGCAUAUUUCUAAUGAAACAAUGGAAUGUACUACAUGGUUACGAACAACGCACAUUUAAAUAUAUUCCCAAAAUAGUAUUCGUGUUAUGUGAAAGAAUUCUGCAAUUAUGUAAUUGUCAAGAUGAUAAUUCACCAGCGGAAAUUAGUUUUUUUAUAAAUGACGACACACCAUUUACGAAUAAAUUUAUCACUAGUGCUUUGGAAUUAUUGAAUCGAGGAAAAAAUUCAAAUAAUAUGAGACAUUCAUAUUCUUGGGCUGAAUGUCUUUCUCAAGCAUCAUUUGAUUACUCAAAUAAUUCUAAAAUAGAAACUAGUAUUUCUUCUCGAGAUACAUGUGAAGAUAUUAAACGCCUAGAUGAUGUCUUUUGCACAUCUCCAGACUCUCCAUCAUGUUCAACUGAUUACCCAGUUUCAGAUGAUAAUUAUCUAGAUGAUGUACUAGCCGACUGUAUACACGGGCAAGAUUUGUAUGACAAUGACUGUUACAAAGAAAUCCAAUCGCAAUUGCUACUUAAAACUGCGGCUCAAAAAGAAGAGUUUGUCUACGUCACUAUUGAUGAAGUUGUUAAUGCGCUACUUUGUGAUAGUUCUAAAUUAACGGAUGAAGAGAAAAAAAUUUUUUUACAGUAUCAGACAGAUUUAAAUAAUAAAAAUUCAUCAUGGCAACGAUUGGAGCUAGAAACAAAUUUACGAGUCCUCGGAAACCUUCUCUAUGAGUGGUUAGAAAUGUUAAAGCGGCCAAUUUUAGAUAUGGAAGCGCUAAGUCAAAUAGUGAUCCGAGGUUCAAGGCCACGUGAAUGCCUGCUGAAGUUUGAGCCUUGCAAUCGAUAUUUACUCGAGUAUCUCCUGCGUUUCGUGUCACGUCUCCGUCCUUUGUCGACGGAUAAACAAACCCUAGUGAUAAAACGAAUCAUCGCAUCGCUUACACAUCAAACUGUUUGGAUCAGAGGAACUUUGAUGCCUUCAGAUAAAAAUUUUCAAAAAUUACGCGGCGGGACUGCUGGCAAACUAAUGGACUUUUUUUUAAGAUUUUUAAAUUUAAUUGAAGAAAUAAACAUCCAAGAUUACAGUCAACGUUCGUGGUCAUCAUCUAGGUGGUCUAUUACCAGCAGUCGUUUGCAAAUUAUUAAAGAUAUGGAUUGUGAAUAAAAUAUUAUUCCUAUUGUCACUUGACUUCCUACUCGCGAUAUUACUUCAAUAAAUAUCUAUUAUUUAUCUAAUUCGCUUUAUAAAUA